This is a messenger RNA of Lycium ferocissimum, 819 nucleotides long. RefSeq lists its product as uncharacterized. Gene Ontology annotation, molecular function: nucleic acid binding. The coding region runs from base 1 to 819 and encodes 272 amino acids. The record is from RefSeq and is a predicted model, not a curated record. Gene Ontology annotation, biological process: DNA integration. Lineage: Eukaryota; Viridiplantae; Streptophyta; Magnoliopsida; Solanales; Solanaceae. The transcript is spliced from 4 exons.
AUGAAGCGUGAUAUUAUUGAGUUCGUUUAUCAGUGUUUGAAUUGCCAGCAGGUUAAGUAUGAGCACCAAAGAUCGGAUGGUAUGCUUCAGAGGAUGUCCAUUCCUGAGCGGAAGUGGGAGAGGAUAGUUAUGGAUUUUGUUGUUGGUCUUCUGAAGACCUUAGUUCAGAUGACCUACAAUGCAGAGAUGUUAGUCAAGGUCUAUAUCCGUGAGAUUAUUCGAUUGCAUGGGGUGCCCAUUUCCAUUAUCUCCGACAGAGGCACUCAGUUCAUGUCCCAUUUUUGGAGGACUUUGCAAGCCGAGAUGGGGACUCAGUUGGAUCUCAGUACAGCCUUUCACCCUCAGACAGACGAGUUUUCGUACAACAACAGCUAUCAUUCGAGUAUCGACAUGACUCCAUUUGAGGCUUUAUAUAGGAGGAGAUGUCGAUCUCCGAUUGGCUGGUUUGAUGCUUCUGAGGUUCUGCUGAAGGUUUCGCCCAUGAAGGGAGUGAUGAGAUUUGGGAAGAAGGGCAAGCUUAGCCUUAGGUUCAUUGGUCUAUUUGAGAUCCUUCGUUCUGUGGGAGAGAUAGCUUAUGAGUUGGCAUUACCUCUAGGUUCGUCGGGUGUUCACUCGGUGUUUCAUGUGCUCAUACUAAAGAAAUAUAAUUUGGAUGGGUCUUAUAUCAUUCAGUGGGAUUCAGUUCUAUUUGAUCAGAAUUUGGCUGAUGCAGAAGAGCCGAUAGCCAUCUUGGAUAGAGAGGUUCGAAAGUUGAGGUCAAAUGAAAUAGCUUCGAUGAAGGUUCAGUGGAAGCACUGUCCAGUUGAGGAGGCUACUUAG